This is a messenger RNA of Acanthosepion pharaonis, 4422 nucleotides long. The record is from the annotation of a GenBank genome assembly. NCBI's taxonomy places the organism in Eukaryota, Metazoa, Mollusca, Cephalopoda, Sepiida, Sepiidae.
AUGUCAGGAAUUAAUAACCUGCUGAUUCUUUUUCCCCUUCCUCUUUGGCUGCCUUUUUUAUUUGCUUUUUUCCUUCUCUCUCAAAUCUCUCUUUCUCUCCUAGAAUCACUCUUUUACAGUUUUUUACCUCUCAUUGCAUCACUCUCUCCCUUUUUUUUUUCUCCUUUCAUUGUAUCACUCUGUUUUUUUUUUCCCCACUCUGAUCACAUCACUAUCAGUUUCUCUUACCUCUCGAGUCUCGAGUCGCACUCUCUGUCUGUCUUACCUCUCGAGUCGCACUCUCUGUCUGUCUUACCUCUCGAGUCGCACUCUGUUGGACAAACUGACACAGACUCUCCUCUUUAUGACCAUCCUCCAGUUCGGCAUGCACCUGAAGACUAUGAUGUGCCACCUCCCAGAAACCUUAAUACCAGUGGUUCUAACCAACAUCUUGAAGCCAACUAUGACACAUUACCCAAAGAAAAGACGGAUUCCACAUCAAACCAACCUAUUUACAAUUCUCCUCCAAAUCGGAUAACUGAUUCCCUGAACAGCUUUCUUCCAGAUGCAGAGACAUAUGAUGUUCUGCCAUCUAAUCGCUCAAGUAUGGCCUCCUUUGUAUCAACAGAAUCAACGAUGACACUUUCUAGUAGUGCAUCAAACCUAAGUCUUCCUCGUUCCUCAAACACAUCGAGUCUCUGUGAUUCUGCACGAUCUAGCCUGGAUGUUUCAGCUUUUUACGAUGUGCCACCAGACCAUGGGCACAUGAUGCGACAGCAGUUUAACGAUUCUGUCUUGGAUCUUUACGAUACACCACCGUCACGUUCCAAAAACUCUCCAUCAAACUCAUCUCUCAUCGAAGAUUAUGAUAUCCCAAAGUCAGCUUACGAUGACUACGAUAUCCCACCAGUGGAACCAUCAAACUUCGACAUGCCAUCGCUGGUCUUUGAGCAUGCCCUAGAUGAGCUCUAUGACAUUCCGAAAAGCAAUGCACCUGUUUCUGAAGGUGUCGACCGGUCAUUUGGUUCUUUGACUUCAAAUAAAGGUGGCUCAACAACCAUUUAUGAUAUUCCUCCGCAGGUCUCCAGAGAUUCAAUGCUCUCAGCAAAGUCUGACUCUUCAGAUGGUCAGGACGUUGGGAGGUUGUCGUCUUGUAGCACCGAUUCUCGAGGGUCUGAUAUUCCAAUCUACAACGAACUUCCCCUCUCGCUGGAUGCAGCCAUGGAGCUAUUGGUCAAGCGUCGACAGAGCGUCCAGAAAGCGAUCUUCAAAAUGUCUAGUUUCAUCAGUAGCACGUGGCGUCUGAAACAGAAUUUGGAACCGAAACUCUACGAGAUUCAAAUGGCUUGCAAUGGAGUGAAGACAAGUUUAUCUGAUUUUGUUGAAUUUGCUGAGGGCACGCUAGCCAACUCAGUGAAAACCUGUGACUCUAAGCUUGCCAACAAGCUCUACAAACUUUUGAGCCCAAUACAAAAAGCAUUGCAACAAGUUAUUGUUAGCUGCAAGAAACUUGAUGAAAUCAACUGGCAGAUCACUCUCCUGGUGAGCAGUGAGGUUUCCAAAGAUGAUGAUUUAGGCAAGAUUGCUACUCUGUCCAAAGAAUUACCUCACGAUGUGCGUAAUCUUGCUUCUUUUAUUCAGGGCAAUGCAGUUCUUCUCUUCAAAACUGCAGCCGACACCUCUGGUUCUAAAAUGGAACUCUCUAAGCAUGAGAAACCUUCUGGGAAGACUGGUUUUGAGUCUAUUCCCGCAAGGGCACUGAAUCGACGUCAUAGCAGCGAUAGUGUCCAAAACCGUCCUCUUCCGCCUCCACCACCAGUAAAUCGGCCACUGCCUCCGACACCAAAUCAAUUCUCAAAGCCAUGGAUGUCUAACAGGCUUCCUAGCAAGGAACUGAAUAAGAUUAAGAAAAAAAAUGAUGAUGGUGACACUGAUUCAGUUGAUUCUAUAGAUUAUGACUAUGUCCAGCUUGAGACACACGACAAAAAUCCCGAGAAGAUUGCACCAACAUCUUCCCAACCCCCCGAGCCCCACAAGAAGCAAAAUAUUUAUAGUAGCAAAAUUACACCAGAUACUAGCAAAGUACCAACUAUAAACGAAAGAAUCGCAGCAGAAAAACUGGCCGAAUCUGAAUCCUCUCUUGAAGCAGCUAUCAAUUCCAUGCAAAGGGGAAUUGCAAGUAUUAGUGAUCCACCAGCGCCAUCAUUUCCAGAAACAACAGACGCUGCAAAAACGGACUCUGCUGUUCUGACAUUGCUAGCAGACAAAACGGAAUACUCGAAAGAGAUCGAGAGUAUCAGCAAAGGGCUUGACUAUGUUGCACUCUCCAAGUCACUCGACAUUGACUUUGAAAAAGAACUGAAAACCCCAACAAACAUAAAUGAAAAUAUGAAUGAUAUAAUGUCCUUCACGAAUGUCAAUGUGAUCACGCCCGAAAAGCCGCUCACGCAGCAGAAACGGCUGGACCCUAAUGACCGACAAGUUCUACUCUAUUACUAUGAACAGAUUGAAACACACUACACGCUACUGAGCAAUUCUAUCGAGGCAUUUUAUAAUUGCAUCGACAGCAUCCAGCCACCAAAGGUGUUCAUUUCAAAUAGUAAAUUUGUCGUACUUUCAGCCACAAAGUUGGUAUACAUCGUAUUACUCUCAUUUUAUAACUGUUGGCAUUUCAUACAACUCCCUUUGUUUUCUUUCUCUCUUUUACAAAUCUUUCUUUUUUCUUCUUUCCUUUUUCUUCUUUCUCUUUGCUUCCUUUUUCUCUUUCCUUCAUUUUUGCCCUUUUCUUUAUUUUUCCUUUUUUUUCUUUCUCAACUCUUUUCUUCAUUUUUGCUCUUUUCUUUAUUUUUCCCUUGUCUUCUUUUCUUCAUUUUUUCUUUUUCUUUUUCAUUCAUUUUUUUAUAUUUUCUUUUUUUCAUUCAUUUUUUUGACAGUUUUUUUUUUCAUUUUUUAGUUUUUCUUUUUUUCAUUUUUUUCCCUUUUUCUUUUUCCAUUCAUUUUUUUCCCUUUUUUUUUUUUUCAUUCAUUUUCCCCUUUUAUUUUUCAUUCCUUUUUUCCCCUUUUAUUUUUUCAUUUUUUCCCUUUUCUUUUUUACUUCAUUUUUUUCCCUUUUCUUUUUUACUUCAUUUUUUUCCCUUUUCUUUUUUCAUUUAUUUUUUCCCCUUUUCUUUUUCCAUUCAUUCCUUUUUCCCCUUUUCUUUUUCCAUUCAUUCCUUUUUCCCCUUUUCUUUUUCCAUUCAUUCAUUUUUCCCCUUUUCUUUUUCCAUUCAUUCAUUUUUUCCCCUUUUCUUUUUUCAUUCAUUCAUUUUUCCCCUUUUUCUUUUUCAUUUCAUUUUUCCCUUUUUUUUUUUCAUUUUUUUUCCUUUUUUUUUUUUUCAUUCAUUUUUUCCCCUUUUCUUUUUUCAUUCAUUUUUUCCCCUUUUCUUUUUUCAUUCAUUUUUUCCCCUUUUCUUUUUUCAUUCAUUUUUUCCCUUUUCUUUUUUUUUUUCAUUUUUUCCCUUUUCUUUUUUUCAUUCAUUUUUUUUUCCCUUUUCUUUUUUCAUUCAUUUUUUCCCCUUUUCUUUUUUCAUUCAUUUUUUCCCCUUUUCUUUUUUCAUUCAUUUUUUCCCCUUUUCUUUUUUCAUUCAUUUUUUCCCCUUUUCUUUUUUCAUUCAUUUUUUCCCCUUUUCUUUUUUCAUUCAUUUUUUCCCUUUUCUUUUUUUCAUUCAUUUUUUUCCCUUUUCUUUUUUACUUCAUUUUUUUUUUUUUUUUUUCAUUCAUUUUUUUUCAUAUUUUCUUUUUUUCAUUCAUUUUUUUAAUUUUUUUUUUUCAUUCAUUUUUUCCCCUUUUCUUUUUUCAUUCAUUUUUUCCCCUUUUCUUCUUUCCUUCAAUCUUGUCUUUUCUUUUUCAUUCAUUUUUUCUUCUUUCCUUCAUUCUUAUGUCUUUUCUUCAUUUUUUCCUUUUCCUCAUUUUUCCCUUUUCUUUUUUCAUUCAUUUUUCAUUCAUUUUUUCCCCUUUCUUCUUUCCUUCAUUCUUGUCUUUUCUUCAUUUUUCCCUUUUCUUUUUUCCUUCAUUCUUAUACCAAGGUCAUUUUUUCUAAUUAUUUUCCUCCAGUCCGAAUGGAAAAUUCUUCUUUCUUUUAAUAUUCAGCCGAAGAAGGGGAAAGCUUCCUUGAAACACGCGGUGGUACAAACUCUUGAAACAUCACGUCAUCGUCGUCGUCUUUGUAAAUGUCUUUUUAGUCUCAAACAACACUUAAGAACUUUUCAGCUCUUUUUUUUUUUAUUUACAGUAAAACUUUGUUACAUCAAGUUCUUCUUUCUGGGGAUUCUUAGAGAGGACUUCUUAAACUUUCUCGGAAGAACUUGCUCUUUACUCAAAAGGGAAACUUGCCUUCAGUUAUUUUCUUUCCCUCGCAUCAUUUUCUUUGGGAAACGCUUUGCCAUUUCAAUGAGCGGGAAUUAA